AUGCACCCCUCACUACGCCUCGCCAACCAGGCUCGCCAACCCCUCAUUCGCUUUCUAGGAAAACGGCAGUGGCCCUCAAAACCCGAGGAGCAGCACCCGCAUCCGUUCGCGCCCCAGGAGCUCAAGGAACGCUUCGGCGAAUUUGUGAAGAAGUUCCAGACCGCGCCCGCUGCCGCUGCGUCUGGUUCAGGCGCGGCUAAGAAGAGCUCGAGCAGCGCGAAGGUGUUCGAGGAGUUCUGGCAGGCCCCGUCGCGGUUCUGGAAACACGAUCUAGAGGAGUGGGAGAUUGACCUUGUACAGAGCGGAGGAGCGACCCGGCACUAAUUGUACAGUUUGCGAGAUAUAAUGGACAUCGGCGGCACUUUUAUUUAAUGGAACCACCUGUACCCCUGCUUGGAACACCCGCUACUUCACGGUCAUAUCUGGGAGCGGCAAGACCAGACACCUCAUUGGUUUACG
Dichomitus squalens LYAD-421 SS1 is the source of this 459-nucleotide messenger RNA. RefSeq lists its product as uncharacterized. The record is from RefSeq and is a predicted model, not a curated record. The transcript has 3 exons. Lineage: Eukaryota; Fungi; Basidiomycota; Agaricomycetes; Polyporales; Polyporaceae. Gene Ontology annotation, biological process: 2-oxoglutarate metabolic process. Bases 1 to 324 code for a protein of 107 amino acids.